UAAAAUUUUUAUUUUUAGAAUAGAAGACUGUGAAACUGACAAAAGUGCGGCGCCAUAUUGCGUGCUUGUGUUUGGUUACUGUUCUGGCGCGUGGUCAAGAAUUGUUAUAUUUAAUUAAAUACCAUGUCCGAUAAUCAGGAACAAAAACCCGAAGCCGGCCCAGGUGACGCGAAUUCCGAAUACAUCAAGCUUAAAGUUGUUGGAAAUGACAGCAAUGAAAUUCACUUUAGGGUAAAGAUGACCACUCAAAUGGGUAAACUCAAGAAAUCGUACAGCGAUCGUGUGGGUGUUCCUAUGACGUCACUCAGGUUUUUGUUUGAUGGUAAAAGAAUUAAUGAUGAUGAAACACCAAAGCAGUUGGAAAUGGAAAAUGAUGAUGUUAUUGAAGUAUAUCAAGAACAGACAGGAGGUCACUACUGAAGAAAUUUAUUCAGUUUUAAUAUCUUCUAAAGUGAAAGUGACUAUCGUAAAGAAAUGGACAAGUUUAUCAGUAUAUGUAUAUGUAUGUUACAAAACAUGUAAUUUGGUUUUUUACGUAACAUUUUGAUGUGCUGUUCUACAUUCCUCUAAUAACGUGGCAAGUUUUAAAACUAUCAAGUCAGUUUCAUACAAUGUACAUGUUCAUCCAACAAAAGCAAAA
Molecule: messenger RNA, 640 nt
Organism: Frieseomelitta varia
Lineage: Eukaryota; Metazoa; Arthropoda; Insecta; Hymenoptera; Apidae
Product: small ubiquitin-related modifier-like
Exons: 5
Coding region: 124-420 (98 amino acids)
Biological process (GO): protein sumoylation
Cellular component (GO): PML body; nucleus
Molecular function (GO): protein tag activity; ubiquitin-like protein ligase binding
Source: RefSeq, a predicted model, not a curated record